This is a messenger RNA of Acanthaster planci (crown-of-thorns starfish), 1131 nucleotides long. RefSeq names its product NADPH oxidase 5-like. Gene Ontology annotation, biological process: superoxide anion generation; defense response. Gene Ontology annotation, cellular component: plasma membrane; NADPH oxidase complex. The record is from RefSeq and is a predicted model, not a curated record. NCBI's taxonomy places the organism in Eukaryota, Metazoa, Echinodermata, Asteroidea, Valvatida, Acanthasteridae. Gene Ontology annotation, molecular function: superoxide-generating NAD(P)H oxidase activity; calcium ion binding.
AUCCAUAGCGUUCAAUACAUAAACUAGAUUCAGGAAGCACGACCACAGAUGGUCGUCUAGUGUAUACCGCCAUAGAGGCGGUAAAGAUGAAAAUGCUGGGUCGGACUAGGGCGACAUUUAACCAGAAAUAUGUUUGUGAUGUCAAAGCAGCAACCGUGAACAUUAACACAGUUCACAAAACGCAGACCCAGACAGUGUUACUUCAUCUGACAAAGAUAAAGUACAAGGAAUCAGAUGACCUUGUUAUAUCUUCGGCAUAUCUCUAACCAGUGCUGUUCUCUCUUUUUUCAUUCUGAAAGAAACUAAUUCGUUUUGAUUUACUGCAUGUAACAACAAAGUUUGGAUUAUAUAAUUUCCUUAUUUGUGAGGCGGAGAAAAUGCUUAUUUCCUCUUUUUUGAACCAGCACUGAAUCAACUCUAACCAUCAGUUCUCGUUGGAGCAAUGACGAAAUGUGACGUCGUGUUAUCAUUGUUAUGGUAACUUUAAAAACGGGCAUGGUCCAUUCAUACUCAAUCGUUGACAUUUGAUUACAGCAAUGAAUAUUUUGCUUGCAUAUUUCUAAUGCAAGGUUCUUGUUGCAGGUGGAUUUUAUUUGGCUGAAUCGAAACCACACGGCCUUUGAGUGGUUCGUAGACAUGCUGUUGAAUCUGGAGCAGGGGCAGAGUCAGUACUCGUUGGAUCGUUUCUUGGACAUCCAUCUAUUCAUGACAGGCAUUCAGCGCUUCGACAUGGCGAAUUUUGGCCUCCAAAUGGCGCUAGACUUGGUCCAUGAGCGGGAAAACAGGGACUUGUUGACUGGACUACGAACUAAGCUGCAGGCGGGAAGACCAGACUGGAAUAAGCUCUUCACGCAGAUUCAGGAGGAGGAUAAGGGAAGGGUGUCGGUGUUCUUCUGUGGUUCACCGGCUUUAGGAAUCGUCAUCAAUAAGCACUGCCAGAAAUUUGGGUUCAUAUUUCACAAGGAGAACUUCUAGAGGCUAUAUUGUGUUAUUUUCCAAGAUAAGGUUUCUAGUUUCAAAACAGUGAACGACAUUGUGCUGAUAGGGUAACGGCGUUGGCCGGCGUUAGACUUGGAGACAUUCCAUACGGUUUCUUUUGCCCCCCUUGGAAUAAGAUAUUGUGACGGAAAG